CGAACGAAUUACUCAAGUUCAGGCGCUCCUUUGACUUUUAUUCAGCAAACGAACAUGCCGUCGUACACGGCUAUUGAGCCGAUUUCGAACCUAUCCCCGUCAGACAAUAAUAUUUCUCAUCGCUCAGAGGCCACCAGCCAAAGUGCGGAAGAUGGAUUAGACUCGAUCCCACUCGCAGACUCGACCACACGACGGGGCCAAAUUCGCAAUGAUUCAGCCUACACUUUGCUCAAGCCUCACUCUGACACCGAUACCGCACCUUCCGCCAUCCCCCCAACAUUACAGAAACCGUUCUGUCUACAUCACAGCACCUGGUUAUACGAGAUCCUCUCCCUGGUGUUGGCCGCUUUUACCUUGGUAGGUUUCAUGAUAGUCCUGGCCGUUUAUGACAGGAAGCCAAGUCCAGUUGUUGGAGGCAUAACGCUGAACACUGUGGCGUCGUUCGCUGCCACUCUUUUCAGCAUGUGUUUGAUGGUCCCGGUUCAUAACUGUCUCAGCCAGCUAGGUUGGACGUGGCUUGGGAAGGACUACAAGUCUCUAAACGAUCUCGUGGAGAUAGAUUGGGCAAGUAGAGGACCUUGGGGCAGUUUGCAGUUACUACCAAGAUUCCUGCGUAGCCCUCUCAUUUCAGUUGCUGCUACGAUAACAAUAAUGUCAGUCGGGAUUGGCCCUUUUUUCCAGCAAAGUGUUGUCUUCCACAAUACACAAGUCGUAAACGAUGAACUCACCGCAUACGCAUCGGCAGCUUUGACCUAUGACGGAGAUGUUGGAGAGGUUGGGUCAGAAUACAUGGUUGGAUCCUCGUUCCUCAGGAUGCAAGCGGAUAACGUGCCUUUCAAUUUGAAGGCUUCAAUCUACACAGGAAUCUACUCCUCUGCCAUAAUUGCUCCUCCUUUUCCGCCAUACUCUUGUCCAAGCGGGAACUGUACAUGGGAUCCAUUUCCCACUCUUGGUGUGUCUGUUCAGUGCCUCGAGGACAGCUCAAGAUAUCAUAUAAACUGCUCGGACACAACCCUAUUUUCAUGGGACAACUCCACUUACAAGCCUUGCUUUAUGGAAGCCAUAGAUCCAGAGUUCCGCACUGCAAACCGUACUGCUCCUCAAUACGACGUACUCACCUUGGAUAGGUUCUUCGACCACGUAAGUCCCUUUGAACCCUUCAAAUAUCCCGACGCCAGAUACAACGCAUCCUACUCGUUUUCAGAAACCCCAAAACUAGGGACGUCGUCGGUAGCCUCGGGCUUUACGGAAAUUGGAUGGCAAAUUGCGAGAAACUUGACGGUCCCUCCAUCGAGUAUGUAUUCAUCGGCCAUCGCUUCCUCCAGCACCAUCGAAGCCCACCGAUGCAUUUUCUACCUCUCGAUGCAUGAAAUCCUUGCUCGAGUCCAAAACGGUGUCUACAGUGAGCAGACGCUCAGCGAAACAACAAAGCUCCAAUCGCUCAAGAACCUAGAAGGCGCCGCCCCUGCGCCCUGGACCAACGAAACACGACUAAUAACCGACCCUGACACAAUGACGUUUACAUAUACGCCGACAUGUCUGUCCAGCAACCAAUGUAUCCAUGGCGACACGGCUCCUAGAAAUAUCACCAUAAAAGAAUACAUAUACCAGAGUAUACUUGCUGCCACUGCUGCCUCGGAGGUCUUUGAGCUUCAAGGUAUCUCGACGUUUGGUCAAAACGGGUUGCAAGGGCCUGAGAGCCUCCAACUCCUGUAUCGAUCCCCGAAUAUCACCAAAACCAUGUACACGGUUGCUCAGUACAUCAACCUCGCACUCCGCUCGAAUGACACGACCCUGCACAAGCAAGACGACCCGGGCAACUCGACAAAAACACCAGCCGACUAUGUAGCGCCCAGCCAUCGCAUCUCUGGUUUAGUCUUUGUCCAGGCAGUGCAGCUACGGGUGAGGUGGCCAUGGCUUGCCUUUCCCAUUGCGCUUAUUGUGGCUGUUAUCGCCCUUCUUGUCGGAACCAUUGUAGCAAGCCGGCAUGACAAAGUGGGUGUUUGGAAGAACAACCCACUGGCCGUACUGCUGAACACGGCUUGGAGGCCUGAUACGGACGACAUGGGCGCGGCGACUAGUGACGGGCUAGAAAAGCUGGCAAAGGGGUUGGAGGCGAGAGUCGUUUUGAAUCGUGAACACGCUUUGGCGGAUACGAGGAGGGUUAUAGAGGUUCGGGAGAAGAGAGUGGCGGCUAGAGAAGCGAGUCCGUGAUGUUUGAUUUGGGGGGUGGCGGGGGGUUGGACCUAUGUAGUCGGCGG
Molecule: messenger RNA, 2261 nt
Organism: Dothidotthia symphoricarpi CBS 119687
Lineage: Eukaryota; Fungi; Ascomycota; Dothideomycetes; Pleosporales; Dothidotthiaceae
Exons: 3
Coding region: 55-2214 (719 amino acids)
Source: RefSeq, a predicted model, not a curated record